Molecule: messenger RNA, 2144 nt
Organism: Populus trichocarpa (black cottonwood)
Lineage: Eukaryota; Viridiplantae; Streptophyta; Magnoliopsida; Malpighiales; Salicaceae
Product: microtubule-associated protein 70-1
Exons: 11
Coding region: 113-1981 (622 amino acids)
Biological process (GO): cytoskeleton organization
Molecular function (GO): microtubule binding
Source: RefSeq, a predicted model, not a curated record
GCCUAAACCCCCCUCCCUCCUUAAUCUCCUCUCUCUCUCUCUCUCACUUCACCAAUCACUAAAACACCAUCUCUACAUGAGCUGAGCCACACCGGAUCUUUUCUUUUCUAUAAUGGGAAGUAACCACCACCACCACCACAUUAUCAGCAACGGAGAAGCCGAGCCACUGGCCAAGCCGACACUAACAACGUCGGCUUCGUUCAAGACACGGAAGCCGGUGAAGGCAAAUGCGAACAACAACUCGAACAGUACUGCAACUCUCUCUCGAGCCGGCUCUGAUGUCGAUGAAAUCAUCACUCUUUUACACGGCUCCGAUCCCGUUCGCGUUGAACUUAACCGCCUCGAAAACGAGCUUCGAGAUAAAGAUAGGGAAUUGGGAGAGGCACUAGCGGAAAUCAAAUCCUUGAAGAAUUCGGAACGAUCGAAAGAGAAGGCUGUCGAAGAGCUUACCGACGAGCUAGAUAAAGUGGAUGAAAAGCUUAAAGCUACUGAAGCUCUUUUGGAAAGCAAGAACCUUGAGAUCAAGAAAAUAAAUGAUGAGAAAAAAGCAGCUUUGGCUGCGCAAUUUGCUGCAGAAGCCACGCUUCGAAGAGUCCAUGCUGCUCAAAAGGACGAUGAAAUGCCUCCUAUUGAGGCCAUCAUCACUCCUCUGGAGGCAGAGCUUAAGCUGGCUAGGCUGGAGGUAGCAAAGUUGCAAGAUGAUAAUAGAGCACUGGAUCGGCUCACAAAAUCGAAGGAGGCUGCUCUCCUUGAGGCUGAGAGAACUGUUCAGAUUGCUCUGGCGAAAGCAUCCCUGGUUGAUGAUCUGCAAAACAAAAAUCAAGAGCUCAUGAAGCAGAUUGAAAUAUGCCAGGAGGAAAACAAAAUCCUUGACAAAAUGCACAGGCAAAAGGUUGCAGAAGUUGAAAAGCUGAUGCAAACUGUCCAUGAGCUCGAGGAGGCUGUCUUAGCUGGAGGCGCUGCUGCUAAUGCUGUGCGCGAUUACCAGCGAAAAGUACAAGAGAUGAAUGAGGAGAAAAAAACACUGGAACGGGAAGUAGCUCGUGCAAAGGUCUCAGCAAACAGGGUAGCUACUGUAGUUGCAAAUGAGUGGAAAGACGGCAAUGACAAGGUUAUGCCUGUGAAGCAAUGGCUUGAGGAAAGAAGAUUUUUUCAGGGGGAAAUGCAACAGCUUCGAGAUAAAUUGGCAGUUGCAGAACGUGCUGCCAAGGCAGAAGCACAGUUAAAAGAUAAAUACCAAUUAAGGUUCAAGGUUUUGGAGGAAAGGCUUAAAGCAUCAAAUGGUAAUUCCCGUGCUACACCUGAAGGAAAAAACACAAGCAACGGGCCUUCAAGACGUCAGUCUCUUGGUGGAGCGGAGAAUUUUUCCAGAUCAUCCUUCAAUGGUUAUCUAUCUAGGAAAGCCUCAAAUUCACAAGCUGGUUCUCUCCGAUCCAACGGUGCUGCCACAUUAUUGAGACAUGCCAAGAUGUCAUCAAGAUCGUUUGAUGGAGGUAGUAGAUCACUAGAUGAUAAGUUGCUUGUAGGUGGAACUGGUAAAGAUAAUGCACCUGCUGCCGCCUCUGAUCAGACCCAAAAUACUGAGAGAAUCGAGACCGAAGAGAUUGAGAAUGGGACAUCAACUGAAAAUUCGAAAUCAGAGCAAGAAGAUCAAGUUUCAGGAUUUUUGUAUGAUAUGUUACAGAAAGACGUUAUUGCUCUGAGGAAAGCCUGCCACGAAAAAGAUCAAAGCCUUAAGGACAAGGCUGAUGCAAUCGAGAUGUUGGCAAAGAAAGUCGAUACAUUGAACAAAGCAAUGGAAGUUGAGGCGAAAAAGAUGCGGAGGGAAGUCGCUGCAAGGGAAAAGGAAGUCGCUGCUAUGCGAGUUAACAAGGAGCAUGAUCAUAGGACGCAACGCAGCAGUGCUCCCAGGGCUUCUCUGUUACUCCCUUCGAGGAGCACAAGAAAUUCUUACGCAAUUGAUGCCACCGAGAGACAAUGACCAGACAAGGGCCUGUUUGAUUAUUCGGCUUUGUAGUCAAAAUAGUUUUGUAUGUUUUCUUUGGCUCUUUUCUGUCUACAUUUGUAAAGAACUGACUUGUAUAUUUUCUGUAUUAACAAUAUUAACAUUAAAGAGCUUUAAGGUCAAGGGUGUCAAACGUGCA